Molecule: messenger RNA, 1713 nt
Organism: Candida albicans SC5314
Lineage: Eukaryota; Fungi; Ascomycota; Pichiomycetes; Serinales; Debaryomycetaceae
Gene: MAL2
Product: oligo-1,6-glucosidase IMA1
Exons: 1
Coding region: 1-1713 (570 amino acids)
Biological process (GO): oligosaccharide catabolic process
Molecular function (GO): alpha-amylase activity
Source: RefSeq, a predicted model, not a curated record
AUGAGUGAACACAAGUGGUGGAAAGAAGCUGUUGUUUAUCAAAUUUGGCCGGCAUCAUACAAGGAUUCCAAUGGUGAUGGUGUUGGUGAUAUUCCAGGAAUUAUUUCGACGUUAGACUAUAUUGCGAGUUUGGGAGUGACAACCGUAUGGUUGAGUCCUAUGUAUGACUCGCCCCAAGAUGACAUGGGGUACGAUGUUUCUGAUUACGAAAAUGUCUACAGCAAAUACGGGACCUUGCAGGAUAUGGACAGAUUAAUUGCUGGUUGUCAUGACAGAGGGUUGAAGUUGAUACUUGACUUGGUUAUCAACCACACUUCGGUUGAGCACAAGUGGUUUAAAGAGUCGAGACUGUCGAAGGACAACCCGAAAAGAGACUGGUACAUUUGGAAACCACCUAGAAUCGAUAGCAAUGGUAACAAACACCCGCCAAAUAAUUGGGGGUCAUAUUUUUCUGGGUCGGCAUGGAAGUAUGAUGAGUUGACUGGUGAGUACUACUUGCACUUGUUUGCUGAAUCACAACCUGAUUUGAAUUGGGAAAACAAGGAGUGCAGAGAAGCUAUUUAUAACUCGGCCAUCAAGUUCUGGUUGGACAAGGGUGUUGAUGGGUUUAGAAUUGACACUGCAGGAAUGUACUCCAAGUACCAGCAUUUCAAAGAUGUGCCUGUUGCUUUUCCUGAUACUGAAUUCCAGCCUUGUGAAAUCUACCACAAGAAUGGUCCAAGAAUUCAUGAGUUCCACAAGGAGAUGGCCAAGGUAAUGGAGCCAUACGAUACGAUGACUGUUGGAGAGGUUGGCCAUUCGACUAGAGAGCAGGCGUUAAAGUAUGUUAGUGCUGCUGAAAAAGAAAUGAAUAUGAUGUUUUUAUUUGACGUUGUUGAGUUGGGCUCGGACCCACGUGACAGAUUCCGUUACAAUGGGUUUGACUUGGUUGAUUUAAAGAAGGCUAUCAAAUCACAAGGUGAGUUUGCUGAGGGAACCGAUGCUUGGUCUACUGUAUUUAUUGAAAACCAUGAUCAGGCAAGAGCCAUUAGCAGAUUUGGUAAUGACUCGCCAGAGUUUAGGGUGUUGUCAGGUAAGGCUAUUGCCAUGUUGCAGUGUUGUCUCACUGGGACUUUGUUUAUUUAUCAGGGUCAGGAGAUUGGUAUGACCAAUGUGCCAAGAUCAUGGCCAAUUGAGGAGUACAAGGAUAUCAACACCAUCAAUUAUUACCGUGCCUUUAAGGAAAAGUAUGGCAAAGAUGCUGAUUAUAAACAGAAGGAAGAAAAGUUGGUUGAUGUUAUUAACCGUUUGGCUAGAGAUAAUGCUAGAACGCCGGUUCAGUGGAGCCACCAACAAUAUGCUGGGUUUUCAGAGGUUGAGCCGUGGAUGAGAGUGAAUGACAACUAUAAGGAGAUUAAUGUUGAGGACCAGGACGGUGACGACCAUUCAUUGCUUAACUUUUAUAGAAAGUUGUUGAAGUUGAGGGGAGAGUACAAGGAUCUUUUUGUUUAUGGGGAGAUGAAGUUUUUAGAUUUUGAUGACAAGAAGCUUUUCACGUUUGCCAAGGAAGCGCCUGGCUCUCCUGUUGCAUACAUUGUGAUCAACUUUAGUGGUGAGGAUGUCAAGUUUGAGCCGUUGAUUAAGGGUAAUUACAAGUUGGUACUUACAAAUGUCGACAAAGACAGUAAAGACGCUUUGUCUCCAUACGAGGCUAGAAUGUAUGUAGUUGAUUAA